Messenger RNA from Pseudomyrmex gracilis, 5017 nucleotides. Its product is annotated as protein lin-54 homolog. The record is from RefSeq and is a predicted model, not a curated record. The coding region runs from base 601 to 3132 and encodes 843 amino acids. Lineage: Eukaryota; Metazoa; Arthropoda; Insecta; Hymenoptera; Formicidae. Gene Ontology annotation, cellular component: nucleus. The transcript has 12 exons. Gene Ontology annotation, biological process: regulation of DNA-templated transcription.
CUUGAUACGCAACGUGUCGCAUUAUUUUCAUCUUUUCGAAGCCACGUCGGGCUUCCAAACGCUGAAGUAAAUCGGACCCUUUGCUAUCCCGAACCGCGAUUUUGCUGAUUUAAUUUGUUUGUCCAGUUUUGUUUCGAACGCUUUGAGGUUAUGUCUCGUAUUACGUGUAUAUAUGAGCUUCGCGCCACCGUGUUUUGUGAUCGUCGCGACGUUCCGUCAUCGAGUUUCUAAUUGGGACUUGGUUUGUUGGACUCCUGCGAUUUGUCGUUCACAAAAUCAAAUUUUCAAGUGCGCUCGAAAAUCAGCUUUGCAAAAAUGGCGCGUUCCGCUAGUUAAAUGGCGCUGAUGUUCCACGGCGACUUCGCGCUUCGAACUUAUUUUUUUUUUUUUUUUUUUUUUGGGGCAUAUGUGUUUAUUCGAAUUUCUUUGACAUGUAUUCGAAUUCUCUUGUUCGAAAUUUCACUUGAUUAUCGAUAAGCAGCUGACACUUGCCGCGCGAGUUUUAAUUACUCAGAUUUAAAUCUUUGCGUAUUUUGAAAUACGUAAUUAUUUGAUUACGUUUCAAUAUAAAUGCCAAUGGUGUGACUUGGAGUCAUCGUCAUGUCCACUAACAAAGAGCAAACUGCAAGGGCCUUAGUGGAGCCCUUAGCCUUGGAUUCGCGUACAUUAGGAGAUAGCGAUCUCAGUGCGCUGAGUAUGUCUCACAACAAUGAACAAUACAUGUCGAACGACUUUGAAGCCUUCACAAACAUUCAAGCUGAACUUGAGUGUAUGAACGCGGAAGAAGUUAUGGCAGCAGAUGAUGAGCAGAUAAUAAUUGAAGAAAAUGUUGAGCCUGAAACAAUAGUAUCCGAUGUAGAAAUGUCAGACAUAUCGGAGCAAGUACAGAGUGAACAUAUUUAUACAAUGGCUAAUCAAAACAGUCAAGAUAAUGUACAGUCAUCACAUAAUAUAACAUUUCAAACAAAGCCUACCUUGCAGAGAGUGCCUGUGUCUACUGUUCAGACAAAGUCGUCUAUUGGUCAAACUACACAGAGUCAAUCGAUUAUGAUAGUUUCACCUGCAAGUGGACAAGGCACCAGUCAAAUUCUGAAGAUAUCACAUCCACCGACGGCUUCGGCCGAACAAUUGCAAUCCUUAGCUCAGACUCUUUUAACUGGUAAAUCCGUAGAUGGAAGUAUCGUUCAGAUAAGAUCGAGUCAACCUACUAAGUGCAUUACAACAACCAGUUCAUCAGGAAAUAUCACAGUCAGUAAUGUACAAAGUCUUAAGAUAACACAACCGACAUUGAAGCGAGGAACGCAGAGUAUCGACUCCGGACGUAAUAUAUAUACAAAGAUGAUAUUAACAGGAAAUCAAGUACAACCUGCUGCUCAGCAAGUUAUUAUCGCAAGUCCACAAAAUGAACAUCAGACGGUUCCGGGAAUCAAAUUUCUUAAUAAUAAUUCUUCUACCUACGGCACAACAACUUCGACAAAAACCAUAACAUUAGCACAAGCUCAACAAAUGGGUAUACUCCCUGCUAAUAAAAUGCAACAUAUUUUACCAUCGUCCCCUCAUUCAAUAUAUAAGGAAAGAAACACAAUAUUGGGUAAGUUGUUGGAAAACUCACCCUGCGCGCAACAGAAAGUAACUAUAAAUCUACCUACUAAUAUUGUAAAAUCGCCAACAAAAAUUCUACCUGCGCCAUCGGGAAAUAUUCAGAUAAAAUCAUCGACGUCAACGAAUCAGCAAGCUACAUUUGUUUCAUCCAAGCCGUCUAUACAACAAAGUCCACAGAAAGUGAUCAUCAAACAGAGUUCUUUGAAACCUGGCACUAUGACACUUGGAAGUGGACAAUUUAUUAGAAUACCUCCUAAUCAGAAUAUUGUAACUGGAUCGAACCAAGUUCACCAAAUUCAAUUACCCAGACAAGUGCAAUAUGUAAGAUUAAUCAGUACUCCUUCAACAGUACCUACCAAUGUUAUUACUAUAGGCAAAUCAAAGCCUACUGCAAUUCAAACUAUGGGUAUCGGUCAGAAGAUAGGAAGUCAACCGGCAACCAUAAAAGUUUUGCCGUUAAAUUCUAGCAAUCAAUCGCUGAAAACCGUCACGCCAAAAGUAACUGUGGCAAGUAGUGCACAAAGAUUACUCAUGCCUGCAACAGCUACUGUCGCGACUGCCGUCAGUAACCAGCCGAAAAACACAGUAACGAUUCCUGCGUCAGCAUUAACACAGUUAACGUCUGGACAGGCAGUUUUGUCUACUAAUCAAAGUGUUGGAAACAUUGUUGUUCUUCCCGCUCAAUAUAUUCAGCAACAGUCAACAGAUGAUGCAAAGUUAAAGUCUCCACAAGCGACGCCGGACAUUGUGGGAAGUUCACAAAGUUCCAUACCGACUUUAUGUAUGAUUGACAACAAAACUUCUCAUAAAGGACUUUAUCGGUCUGAUAGCAAUGUCGAGGCAAACGGCAUUAGGCCACGAAAACCAUGCAAUUGCACCAAGUCACAAUGCCUUAAGCUGUAUUGCGAUUGUUUCGCAAAUGGCGAAUUUUGUCACAUGUGUAAUUGCAAUAAUUGUUCGAAUAAUCUUGGAAACGAGGAGGAGAGACAGCGUGCAAUUAAAUCCUGUCUGGAGCGCAAUCCCAAUGCUUUUCGGCCGAAAAUCGGAAAAGUCCGUGAAACUGGCGAUGAUAUAAGAAGACAUAAUAAGGGUUGCAAUUGCAAGCGUAGUGGUUGUCUUAAGAAUUAUUGUGAAUGUUAUGAGGCUAAAAUACCAUGUUCCGCAAAUUGCAAGUGUAUAGGUUGUCGCAAUAUCGAGGAUCCAAUAAUAUUGGGCAAUAAAAGAACUUUGAAAAAUCUGGCAGAAGCAGCUGAAGUGAGAACGACUCAAUUUAAAGUAGAUAGAACACGACUGCAGUUAUCAGAGAUGGCAUUUAGGCCACCUGCUUUGUCCAAUACUGGUACAAGACAACCGUUUAAUUUCCUCACGGACAAAGUGGUUGAGAUAACAUGUCAGUGCUUAAUAGCCCAAGCUGACGAGGCAGAACGCAACAUGUUAGACGAAGAGACGUCCCAGCGUCUUAUCAUCGAAGAAUUCGGUCGAUGUUUAAAAGAGAUCAUUGAAUCGGCGCAUAAAGCUGAAACUACCUAGCACGUCUAUUCGCAAGAUACCUUUUGCAAAUCUUCGUUUGUCAUUAUUAUGGGAAUUGGGUAGAACUAAAAGGAAAGCAUAAUGCAAAUGUUGUUACCAAAGAUGUUAUCAUACGAGAUAAAAAGUAAAUUUUUUUCCAGCAAAUUUUUAAAGUUCUAUCACUGUAUUCAUUGUCAAACAUCUUGUAUGGGUCUCUUUUUAUAGAGAAUCUGACUGAGUUCUAUUAUUUGAUGAUCGGUAAUGUGUUUAAUACGUCUGUAUGGUAUUCCAAGGAGAGAAAAUAAGAUUAAGAAAUAAUAUUGAAUUGCAUUUCAUAUAUUCAUAGAUAUAAUACAUUUUUAUGUAAAAUAAUAUGUUUAACAGUACAAUUAAAAUAAUUAUAUAUUUAUGUAUCUGUAUGUACCAUAAAACUUCUAAUGUAUUUUUUGUCACAACUUAUUUUUAAUCACAGAAAAAAAGAAUCUUAAAAUCUUAUAAGUGCUUAAGCUCACCAACUUUUAUUUUGCAUAUAUACUUCGAUUAAUAAUAGUACAAAUCUAUAAAAGAGUAAAUUAAUAUUUAUUAGUCUAGAUAUGUGAUUGUGCGAGUUAGGCUCUUAUAAUAAUUCUCUUUUUUUCUGUGAUUAUAUAUUAUUAUAUAAAAUCUUGUUCUAAUUUGCAACUUAUUUAAUUUCAAAUAUACUAGGAAUAUUAGAUUUUAAUAACUAAAUAUAUUUCAAGUAUAAAGUUCAGCAAAUAAAAAUUCUUGAUAUAAAUAAUGUAAUUCUGUUGUAUAAUCGUAUGUAUUUUUUGUUAAAGAGAGUUUAGUUUGUCUUUAAGUUGCAAUUGCAAUAUUUGGACAACAUUUUUCAACAGCUCAAUAUCGAUCGAAACGAACAGCAUCGUUAGAAGUUUACGAGAAGAUGUGCGAUAUCUUUAUAAAACAUUCUGUAUUAUAUGUGUGUUUAUUCAAUAUUAAAAUGUUACUAUUAAACUGCAGCAACAGUUUAUAUAUUCACAUGCAUUUGCAUUUUUCAUGUAGAAUAUAUAAUUAACUGCAAUUCAAUUUACUUGUCUAUCUUUUAUGUUGACAGAACAAUAGUUUUGCUUUUGUUUUUUCAACAUUUUUUUUCGUUUUUUAUAAAUUGCAAUUCUUGUUCGAUGUUUUAAAUCAUUAUUACAUAUAUACAACAUGAAGAGUGCAACGUGACGGAAAUAUUAAAGGUUAUUGGUUUUGAUAAUAAUUUGCUAAUUUACAUCAGGUAUGUAUAUGUGUGUAUGUAUUCGCAAUGAUAUUACAUGAUAUUUAAUAUAAAUAAUAUGUUGUAUAAUAUAAAUAUAGAAUGCCUAAUAAUUUUGUGUGUGUACGCAUGAAGAAGUGUGUGUGGUUAAAGAGAAAUUUUAAUAUUUGUAAAAUUUAUUCAAUUUACGUCUAUAUGAUUUAUAUUAUAUAAAUUAUGAUACUUGAUUUUUAACUCUGUAGGUUCUACAUAUGUAUAAUAUUACUUGAGACUUUAGAUGUAUAUGUAAUCAUAUUUCUAAACAUAAACGAGAAAAAUUGCAAAAAAUUGUUUAUUAUAAAAAAGUAAUUAUUAUUGAUAUUAUGUAGCUUUCCUCUUGUAAAUAUUAGUAGAGAAUAAAUUUAAAAAAAACUUUGUUAACAUAAAAGACGGUUGCAAGUAUGUUACAUUUAUAUGCUUAUUGCGUUAUAUAUAUAUUAAUGCUUUUACAUCCAUAUUCACAAAUAAAUUUUAUAAUAAAUUACUUUUAAAUCUUUUUAAACUACAGGUAACAGUCUGGAUACAGAAACGUCGCUGUUUAAACAUUAGAGAAGAAUUUGAUUUUUUAAUAAAAACAAAAAUAGUUUUAUCAUAUAUGUAUAUUUACAUAAUUUGCGUACACGCGUU